AGUCUACAAGCCACGCUGAACUGCGCUGGGUUGGCGUAUCUUGCGUUAUAAUCGUCGGGUAAUCGGGUUAAUUUCUUGGAAUGUUGUUAUUGUUGUUUUGUGCGUACUUGCCGACUUGCCGACUUGCCGGGUGUCAGUAAUGGAGUUGUACUGCGGGGCUAUGCUGCUAUGAAGUUGAAGUUGCUAAGUCAUGGUGAUGUAGAAAUCGCGCAGCGCGCAUAUUAUGCAUCUACUGUGAUGUGAAUGCCCCACGUCAAUGCGAAACGCGCAGCGUUCAGGCGCACACAGCACAGGAGCCAGCUUCAAACAAGACAAACAGAAGCCGCCAGAUCAUCCCUGAUGUCAUCUAUCUUGGACGUAGUGGAUUUAGAGGACAAAAAGUGAAGAAUUGCCAACCAAUGAUUCAUUCCUGAACUCCAGAACUAGAAGCCCAACACCAAAGGACCAAGCUGGAAUCUCAUGGACUAAAUCAGGAAUAUCUGCUCUAAAGAUGGAACCUCUGGACUAAACUAGAACUCCAUGGACUAAAUAGGAAUAGUUCUUGAACCAGGAAUAUCAGGACCAAAAGCUGAAAUAUCACAGACUAAUUUAGGCAUUUCUGGACUAAAAUUGGAAUCUCUGGACUGAAUAUGGAAUUCCUGGGCUGAACUAGAAGUCUUUGGGUGAAAUCAGUAAUCUCAGCGACACGACAGUUUUUUUCUGUGAUAUCUGACUGACUAGCGUUGAGGAUGUGUGUGUUGUAACAGGCUAGUCACUAGAUAGCUAUGCUAGAGAGGUGAACAUAUUAUCAACACAUUGACUCUGGAGGAAAUACUGCCAAUAGUGAUGGAUGGAAGUUAUAAUCAUCAAAUCGGACAAACGGAGGGGUACGUGGGUGUUACUUGUGUAGGACUUUGAUUUGUAAUAACAGAUACUGCGUGGAAAACCCCACCCGUGAACGUUUAGUAGUAUUGAUAAGUAUCACGCGUUGAGUGACUAUGCACUAUGCACUGUGUUACAAUCAUUCAAUAAGGAUUAAUCAAUCGGGUGCAAAAGUCGACUUGGGGGAUUCAGGGAAAAUCUAUACUUAGUCCAUUGAUUGAUUAAUCCGUCUCUAAGACAGACCCCCCCCCCCCCCCCCCCCCAUCGGUCAGGAUGUUGUGCCCCAGGAAGAAGCGCCUCACUAGGGAUGCAGAUUUCUCUGCCAUCGCGGUGCCGUCAAUGCGGGGGUCUGGGUACCUGGACUACACCAUAGAGACCCACCCCUCCAGAGCCCUGCAGGCCAUGGAGGACUUCAGAAGGCACGAGAUGCUGUGUGACAUCACCCUACACGUCACCUAUAAGGACACGACCGUUGACUUCAAGGUGCAUAAAGUGGUGCUGGCGUCCUGCAGCCCAUACUUCAAAGCCAUGUUCACCAGCAGCUUUAAGGAGUGCCACGCCUCCGAGGUGACGCUACGUGAUGUCUGCCCCCUGGUGGUAGGGCGGCUCAUUGACUUUGCCUACACCUCACGCAUCACCGUGGGGGAGAAGUGUGUGCUGCACCUCCUACUGGCCGCUAUGAGGUACCAGAUAGAAGACGUGGCUAAGGCUUGCUGUGACUACCUCACUAAAAACUUGGAGCCUGCCAACGUGAUCGGCAUCGCUCGGUUCGCUGAGGAGAUUGGCUGCACCGAGCUGCACCUGAGGAGCCGCGAGUACAUCAACACACACUUCAACGAGGUAACCAAAGAGGAGGAGUUCUUCAGUCUGUCUCACUGUCAGCUGUUGGAGCUCAUCAGCCAGGACAGCCUCAAGGUGCUCUGUGAGUCAGAGGUGUACAAGGCUUGUACAGACUGGGUACGAUGGGACGUGGAGAGCAGAGCUCCGUAUCUCCACGCCCUCCUCAAUGCUCUCCACGUCUACGCUCUGCCUCCCAAGUUCAUCAAGAUACAGCUCCAGUCCUGCCCCAUCCUCAGCAAGGCCAACUCCUGUAGAGACUUCCUGUCUAAGAUAUUCCAGGAAAUGGCGUUGAGGAAGCCCCUCCCCCCUGCGCCUCACCGUGGAACACAGCUUAUCUACGUAGCCGGAGGGUAUCGGCAGCACUCUCUGUCUUCUAUGGAGGCCUAUGACCCUGGUAGGAACGUCUGGCUGAAGCUAGCUGACAUGGGCUCUCCCUGCAGUGGCCUGGGCUCCUGUGUGCUGUUUGGCCUGCUCUACACGGUGGGAGGCAGGAACCUGUCCCUACAGAACAACACUGAGUCCAGUUCCCUGUGCUGCUACAACCCCAUGACCAAUCAGUGGAGCCAGCACGCCUCCCUCAACACCCCCAGGAACAGGGUGGGGGUGGCUGUGGUGGACGGGAGCAUUUACGCCGUGGGGGGGUCCCAGGGGUCCACACAUCAUAACACUGUGGAGAGGUAUGACCCAGAGGCGAACCGCUGGGUGUUUGUGAGCCCCAUGUCAGUAGCCCGUCUGGGGGCGGGGGUAGCAGGUUGCGAGGGGUCUCUGUACGUGGUGGGGGGGUUCGACGGCCAGAACCGCUGGAACACAGCAGAGAGGUUCCACCCCGAUUCCAACACCUGGCACCAACUGGCCCCCAUGACCACUGUACGCAGUGGACUAGGUGUGGUGUGUGUGGACUCAUACCUGUAUGCAGUAGGAGGGUAUGACGGUCAUACCCAGCUCAGCUCCAUGGAGAGGUACAGUGUAACCAGAGAUGUGUGGGAGCCAGUGGCCUCCAUGCAGCACUGCCGCAGCGCUCACGGGGUCACCAUCUACCAGGGACGCAUCUUCAUACUGGGUGGUUUUAACUCCACAGGGUUUCUGUCCAGUGUUGAGAGUUACUGCCCUGACACCAACCAGUGGACGUCCAUCACCGACAUGUUGCUAGGACGCAGCGGAAUGGCCGUCGCAGUAACGAUGGAGCCCUGCCCCGGCAACCUGCCCGAGGAGGAAGAAGAAGAGGAAGUGACAUAGUUAGAGCGAGGAGACAUGACUCAUCAUAACUCUUUUUAUAUUUGACUCAACAUGGCGGCAGAGCAGGACUUGUUGCAGUAGAAUUAGAAUGAGUAGAAAGUACAAAGCUCUUAGAUCACUUUUAUCCAAAGCCACAAAGUUUGCAUUAAUCAGGAAUGUCUGUUCUGAUCAUUCUAAUUCUAUGUGGAGUCAGUAGGAAGUGGACCAGGGGGAGGACGUGACCUCACAGUGACUUCAAAGUGACCUCACCAUUAUUAGGGUGCUACAGACAAAGAGUUAGGAAUUAGAAUACUAGAAUGGGCAUGAACCUUCGUAUGAUGCCAUUAUAAGACACAUUGCCUGAAUCACUAAAUGGGCUGUCACUCCCAAACAGAAGACAAUUGCAUUGGUAACAAUUUAUUUUUUAAAUGUAUCAACUUAAAUUUAAGGAACACCUAACUUUACAAGACUGACAUGACUUAUUUCGACAACAGCAGCCAUUACACAUUCCAAGGGUACAUCAUGAGGUUAGAGUAAGAUCUUUCGGCUACAAAGACCCAACUGACUGGAAUCACAGUGAAUUUAAGAGCCACUUUUCAAAUGUUAAGAACAAACAGUUUGUGUUUUUAAUCAAGACACUGUCUUUCAAAGAUAAUUCUUAAAAAUCCAAAUAACUUCACAGAUCUUCAUUGUAAAAGGUUUAAACACUGUUUCCCAUGCUUGUUCAAUGAACCAUAAACAAUUAAUGAACAUGCACCUGUGGAACGGUCGUUAAGACACUAACAGCUUACAGAGAGUAGGCAAUUAAGGUCACAGUUAUGAAAACUUAGGACACUAAAGAGGCUUUUCUACUGACUCUGAAAAACACCAAAAGAAAGAUGCCCCGGGUCCCUGCUCAUCUGCAUGAACGUGCCUUAGGCAUGCUGCAAGGAGGCAUGAGGACUGCAGAUGUGGCCAGGGCAAUAAAUUGCUAUGUCUGUGAGACGCCUAAGACGGUGCUACAGGGAGACAGGACGGACAGCUGAUCGUCCUCGCAUUGGCAGACCACGUGUAACAAGACCUGCACAGGAUCGGUACAUCCGAACAUCACACCUGCGAGACCGGUACAGGAUGGCAACAACAACUGCCCGAGUUACACCAGGAACGCACAAUCCCUCCAUCAGUGCUCAGACUGUCCGCAAUAGGCUGAGAGAGGCUGGACUGAGGUCUUGUAGGCCUGUUGUAAGGCAGGUCUUCACCAGACAUCACGGGCAACAACGUCGCCUAUGGGCACAAACCCACCGUCACUGGACCAGACAGGACAGGCAAAAAGUUGCGCUUUUGAGUUGCAUUUUUGUCUCACCAGGGGUGAUGGUCGGAUUCACGUUUAUCGUCGAAGGAAUGAGCGUUACACCGAGGCCUGUAUUCUGGAGUGGGAUCAAUUUGGAGGUGGAGUGUCCGUCAUGGUCUGGGGUGUUCCCGAUACAGGGAAGACAUCCUCCUCCCUCAUGUGGUACCCUUCCUGCAGGCUCAUCCUGACAUGACCCUCCAGCAUGACAAUGCCACCAGCCAUACUGCUCAUUCUUUGUGUGAUUUCCUGCAAGACAGGAAUGUCAGUGUUCUGCCAUGGCCAGCGAAGAGCCUGGAUCUCAAUCCCAUUGAGCACGUCUCAGACCUGUUGGAUCGGAGGGUGAGGGCUAGGGCCAUUCCCCCCAGAAAUGUCUGGGAACUUGCAUGUGCCUCGGUGGAAGAGUGGGGUCACAUCUCGCAGCAAGAACUAGCAAAUCUGGUGCAGUCCACGAGGAGGAGAUGCACUGCAGUACUUAAUGCAGCUGGUAACCACACUAGAUACUGACUGUUACUUUUGAUUUUGACCCCCACUUUGUUCAGGGAUACAUUAUUCCAUUUCUGUUAGUCACAUGUCUGUGGAACUUGUUCAGUUUAUGUCUCAGUUGUUGAAUCUUGUUAUGUUCAUACAAAUAUUUACACAUGUUAAGUUUGCUGAAAAUAAAUGCAGUUGACAGGGAGAGGACGUUUCCUUUUUUGCUGAGUUUAUGUAUAUAUUAUAGGUACUUAGUUUUAUUAGUUGUAUUAGUAGUUUUACUUGUAGCCCUAUUAUGCUGUUAAUGUAUGUAUUUUUAAAAUAUAUUUUGUCAUUAUCA
Molecule: messenger RNA, 5057 nt
Organism: Oncorhynchus kisutch (coho salmon)
Lineage: Eukaryota; Metazoa; Chordata; Actinopteri; Salmoniformes; Salmonidae
Gene: keap1a
Product: kelch-like ECH-associated protein 1a
Exons: 12
Coding region: 1135-2937 (600 amino acids)
Molecular function (GO): protein binding
Source: RefSeq, a predicted model, not a curated record